Messenger RNA from Ochotona princeps (American pika), 3856 nucleotides. RefSeq names its product recombination signal binding protein for immunoglobulin kappa J region (gene RBPJ). NCBI's taxonomy places the organism in Eukaryota, Metazoa, Chordata, Mammalia, Lagomorpha, Ochotonidae. Gene Ontology annotation, biological process: Notch signaling pathway; regulation of transcription by RNA polymerase II. Bases 523 to 1986 code for a protein of 487 amino acids. The transcript is spliced from 12 exons. Gene Ontology annotation, cellular component: nucleus; MAML1-RBP-Jkappa- ICN1 complex. The record is from RefSeq and is a predicted model, not a curated record. Gene Ontology annotation, molecular function: RNA polymerase II cis-regulatory region sequence-specific DNA binding; DNA-binding transcription activator activity, RNA polymerase II-specific.
GCAGUACCUGCUGGCCUGUCACUCACCCGCAGCUCGCUCACCUAGCGCCGACGUUAGCAUAAAGGAGGCGUCCAACGAACGUCUGAAUGAAUGAAAAGGGCUGGGAACCCAGAGUGAGCGGGAAGCCACUUGGAAAACACCCAUUUGAGGAGGCGGCCCAUUUUUCCCAGGACCCCUCCUCCCUGCCCCUCGGCCCCGCCUCCUGACCCCUCCAUUCCCCGUCCCCGUAGGAAUCCCCUCCGGUUUUCCUCAGUCUCCAGGGCGCGCCCCAAAACCCGGAAAACCGGAGCGCUCCCCAUGGACCACACGGAGGGCUCGCCCGCCGGGGAGCCGCCUGCGCAUGCUCCUUCGCUGGGUCUUUGAAAUUAUGAGACUAUCAUUGAAAUGGAAGCAUGGUAGUUCUUCGCAACCAUUAUGAUCUCAAAAGGAAAAGAGAAUGAUACAGAUACACUGGCUGAGGUGUUUUGAGGUGCACCGAAGUGUUCCAGGCUGGGACUUUCCUUAACAUGUUCUUGAAGUACCAUGGCGUGGAUUAAAAGGAAAUUUGGUGAGCGACCACCACCCAAGCGACUCACUAGGGAGGCUAUGCGAAACUAUUUAAAAGAGCGAGGGGAUCAAACAGUGCUUAUUCUUCAUGCAAAAGUUGCACAAAAGUCAUAUGGAAAUGAAAAAAGGUUUUUUUGCCCUCCUCCAUGUGUGUAUCUUAUGGGCAGUGGAUGGAAGAAAAAAAAAGAGCAAAUGGAACGCGAUGGUUGUUCUGAACAAGAGUCUCAACCUUGUGCAUUUAUUGGAAUAGGAAAUAGUGACCAAGAAAUGCAGCAGCUGAACUUGGAAGGAAAGAGCUAUUGCACAGCUAAAACCUUGUACAUAUCUGAUUCCGACAAGAGAAAACACUUCAUGUUAUCUGUAAAGAUGUUCUAUGGCAACAGUGAUGACAUUGGUGUGUUCCUCAGCAAGCGGAUAAAAGUCAUCUCCAAGCCUUCCAAAAAGAAGCAGUCACUGAAAAAUGCAGACUUGUGCAUUGCCUCAGGAACAAAGGUGGCUCUGUUUAAUCGCCUUCGGUCCCAGACGGUCAGUACCAGAUACUUGCAUGUAGAAGGAGGCAACUUCCACGCCAGUUCCCAGCAGUGGGGAGCAUUUUACAUUCAUCUCUUGGAUGAUGAUGAAUCAGAAGGGGAGGAAUUCACUGUCCGAGAUGGCUACAUCCAUUAUGGACAAACGGUCAAACUCGUGUGUUCUGUGACUGGCAUGGCACUCCCAAGAUUGAUAAUUAGGAAGGUUGAUAAGCAGACGGCUUUGCUGGAUGCAGAUGAUCCUGUGUCUCAACUCCAUAAAUGCGCAUUCUACCUGAAGGAUACAGAAAGAAUGUACUUGUGCCUUUCUCAAGAAAGAAUAAUCCAAUUUCAGGCCACUCCAUGUCCAAAAGAACCAAAUAAAGAAAUGAUCAAUGACGGAGCUUCCUGGACAAUCAUUAGCACAGACAAGGCGGAGUACACCUUUUACGAGGGAAUGGGCCCCGUCCUUGCCCCUGUCACCCCUGUGCCUGUUGUGGAAAGUCUCCAGCUGAAUGGCGGUGGGGACGUGGCGAUGCUUGAACUCACAGGACAGAAUUUCACUCCAAAUUUACGAGUGUGGUUUGGGGAUGUGGAAGCUGAAACAAUGUACAGGUGUGGAGAGAGCAUGCUCUGUGUUGUCCCAGACAUUUCUGCAUUCCGAGAAGGUUGGAGGUGGGUCCGGCAGCCAGUCCAAGUUCCAGUAACUUUGGUCCGUAAUGAUGGAAUCAUUUAUUCCACCAGCCUUACCUUUACCUACACCCCCGAACCAGGGCCCCGGCCACACUGCAGCGCCGCGGGAGCCAUCCUUCGAGCCAACUCCAGCCAAGUGCCCCCCAGCGAGCCCAGCACAAACAGCGAGGGCAGUUACACAAACGCCAGUACAAAUUCAUCCAGCGUCACAGCGUCAUCUGCAGCCACGGUGCUGUCCUAACCACCGUCUUUUUGCUGGGACCUAAACUGACUGGAGUGUGGCAGAAAGUUGACAGAAAAAGGAAAGAGAAGAAAAAAAAAUGAACAAUCUCUGUGGUUUCUUGGGAAAACUUUUCAUACCAGGUGAUACUAUAGAAAGCCCCUGCCUGUUACUUGCAAGUGCUGAUUGGAAACACAGAAGCCACCGUAAAACAAAAACAACAGCUAAAUGUACAAAGCAUUGGAAUUGAAUUUUCAGCUGUUUUUUGUUUUGUUUUGUUUUUGUUUUUAUUUUUUGGUCUUUGUUGUUUUUCUGUUGUUUGGUCGGUUUUGUUUAAAUGGGCAAGAAAUAGAUAUGUGGCUGGAAUAAAGGUUAAGCAAACUAGAAGGCACAAAUCUAACAUAGUUUUGACGGACCAAGGAACUUGUAUAAGCUUUAGUAAAAGGUACCUUUUCACCAUACCUUUUUUAUAUCGCAGUAUAUAGUACACCUUGUUACCAAAUAGGCUCUUCUCCCUCCCUGCCCUUUGGAGCUUUGCUCUGAAGUACAGCCAGGUUCCAAGCCCGACCGCACUGGUUUCAUCCAGUUGCCCUAUUCCAGGUUGCUUUGGUCCAAGGCUGGAACUUUUUUUUUUCUUUUUUAUGCUGACGUCUUAAUGACUUUCCGUGAGUUGAAAUUGUUUAAAUUUCAGCAAGUCACAUCUUCAAAAGUCUGCAUUUGUUUGUUUGUUUUUUUUAAAGAUUAAAUGAAGUCUGUGCAAAAGCUUUAAAAAAGAGAUGCCUCUGCCUUGCCUGCCUACGCGCAAUGGACGUGAACUUGGUCUCUGUCCUCAGACACUGCUGGGAGUUCUUCUGUGUUUUCCUUUUUUACAAAGAAAUUGUAUUUAUAGUGGUAAUCCAAGAAGUUCUAACGUUGGCGUGGAAUUCCAUGUGGCUAAAAUGAGUUAAUGGCGCAGAACAUGUCGGUAUUUGGAGUGUUGGCUCCCCUUCCCUGUGCGUGAGUGCAUCUGUAUGUUCCAGAACGUGUUCAGGUCCUCCUCCGCCCCGAUAUUGUACAUAACUUGUAUUAUGUGUAAGUUAAACAUUUUAUUUUGAACAUGGAAUGUUCCCAGUGAUUUCGUUCAGCAAGGUCUUUUUCUGCCUUGUUGACAAAUGGAAAAAAAAGAAAAUAUAUCAUGAGAAUUAUUUGCUAUCAAUUGGUAAUGGCACCCUUAUGGUAGAAUGUGGAAAAUUUCAACAAAAGCAUGCUUUAUUAUCUUUGCCUCUUUUUUUUUUUUUUUUUUUUUUUUGGUUUGGUAGCCUAGGCCAAACCAUCAUUAUAAUCUUUACACAUAAGAUGCUUUUAUUAGGUGAUAAACUAAAAUAGCUGAAUGACAGUACUUUAGAAGCAGGUCGUUGUAAGAUUAUAAAAUGCAAAUGUAACUUAUGUUUCCAUUUCUCCCCAUGCCUAUUUUGGUCUCCUCCCCGGUACUGGGCAUCUCCACAAAUGUCUUCUGCUCAGAAAGAAAAAAAAAAGAAAAAUGUGUUAAGACAUGAUUGAGUGUUCAGGGCUGUGUGUUGGCCUCAGAUGCUGGUCUGGCCAGCCUGAUGUUGCUGCCAUUCUUGUACUUUGGUUAUGCCUUUGUUCAGCUUCUUAGCAACUGCAGCAGACUCAUCGGAGUACCUGAGUGCAGGAGCCCUGUGUGCAAUGUGUGAGGACACAGGCAAAGAUACAAUCAUCCUUAGAGUAAAAACUACCUCUAGAUUGUGGUAAGCUUUUACUGUCCCAUAAAACAGGAGCCACAAGUACCUUAUGAGUGCAAAACUGUGAGUUCCUGCAGCGUUCCUGGUGUCUUUCUGGUGUCCUGGGCCACUUUUGAGAAGUUUCCAUCAUUAGGCUUUUUAAAUAUAAG